Molecule: messenger RNA, 1188 nt
Organism: Apiotrichum porosum
Lineage: Eukaryota; Fungi; Basidiomycota; Tremellomycetes; Trichosporonales; Trichosporonaceae
Gene: PEX16
Product: Peroxisomal membrane protein pex16
Exons: 4
Coding region: 1-1188 (395 amino acids)
Biological process (GO): peroxisome organization
Cellular component (GO): peroxisomal membrane
Source: RefSeq, a predicted model, not a curated record
AUGGCGUCCACCAUCGUCACUGCCUACGAGCAGCUGCUCCUGGAUAACGUACAGACAGUACAGACAGUAGAGUCCGCCAUCCGAAACGUCACAUGGUUCCUCCCCGGCCGCUUCGCAGACGGCGACAUUGCGUCCGAAGGCCUCUAUGCCCUCCUCUCCGUCGUGUCCAGCGUCCACGAUGCCCUCCUCGAGAAGCGUAUCCCGCCCGCCCUCUCCCUCCCGCCUCACCCCUUUGCGGCGCCGGCCGAUACCGACGCAAAGUCCCCGGGUGCCGGUAGCGCAACCCCACGCACCAUCCCGCUCCUCCCAGCCGCCAGCGAGCACGCCCGCUACACGCGGUACUGGACCGACCGCUCCCCGGCAUACAAGCGCGCCUCACGCGCACUCGUGACCAUCACCUAUGUCGAGCUGCUGCUCGAGAUGCUGGCCAAGAAGCGCGGCAGCGACCGCAUCCGGUGGAAGGUCGUGCUCGGUCUUGAAGGGUUCAAGACGUUCCUCCGCCUCAUGCUGCUCACCAUUACUCGUCGACCCAUCGUGUGGCCGCCCACACCCCAGCGCGAGUACGACGUCUCGCUCAUCCCGCAGAAGGAGCUGCUCGCGCACAACGGCAAGCCCGUGCCAAAGGCGGCAGACCACAAGGGGAAGGCGCCCGUCGCCCGCCCCGUCGUCCCAGCCGUCGCGCGUGCUCCCCUCCGCACACACCUGUAUCCCCUCGCUCUGGCCUUGCCGCAAGAGUAUCUCGCACACCCCCUCAGCUUGGUUCCCGAGUUCGAGUCGGCCGGUGAGGUCACUGCCGAGCUUCUUUCCGCGACGGCCGUCCUCGUUCAGGUCAUCCUCCUCAUGCGCCAGUCGACAUCGCCGGCAGCGUCACGUUUCCGCCGCUCGUCCCUGCCGACUCUGUCGCGGUCGCUCACGCCCUUCUUCGUGCCCCUCUUGCUCCAACUCGUCGCCCGCCGUCUGCGCGCUCCGGCCCGCGACUCGACACUCCUCGCCGAACACUAUGCCCAGGUGGACCGUCGCUUGGCGUCUCGCUUCUUCCUGCAGGGCCCGAUGUGGAUUGGAUGGACGCGGCCCAAGAUUGUGUCGUUCAUCCAGGCGCUCGAGCGUAUUCCGCUCAUUGGUCUUGCGGGCGAGCUGGUUGCCGGAUACCUGCCUCUGGUGGACGAUUACUUUUACACCGUCACGUAA